Molecule: messenger RNA, 720 nt
Organism: Balaenoptera ricei (Rice's whale)
Lineage: Eukaryota; Metazoa; Chordata; Mammalia; Artiodactyla; Balaenopteridae
Gene: PSPN
Product: persephin
Exons: 2
Coding region: 151-612 (153 amino acids)
Molecular function (GO): receptor tyrosine kinase binding; glial cell-derived neurotrophic factor receptor binding; growth factor activity
Source: RefSeq, a predicted model, not a curated record
AGGAGCGGGACUGCCUGGGCGCCAGGUGUGGGACGCAGAGGCCUUUGUGACAGGGCAGCGGCCGGCAGUGAAGAGGUUAUCUCCCCAGCUCAGGCGGGGGGAUAAAUUGAGGGCGCAGGGCAUCUCCACCCUCAGGACCUGCCCGUCACCAUGGCCACAGGACGAGUCCUGCUAGGCUCUCUGCUGCUCCUGAUCCUGCACUUGGACCUCCGCGGGGGCCCUGGGGCCUGGGGGGCUUCGGUGGCGGAGGAGGAGCUCUUGUCUGAGCCAGUGGUGGACAGAGGGACCCGGAGGCCACAGCUGGGCGCCCGCCCGCGCCGAGCCCUGGCCGGCCCGUGCCAGCUGUGGAGCCUACCCUUGCCCGUGGCCGAGCUGGGCUUGGGCUACACGUCGGAGGAGACGGUCAUCUUCCGCUACUGUGCCGGCAGCUGUCCCCGCGGCGCCCGCACCCAGCACGGCCUGACGCUGGCCCGGCUGCGGGGCCAGGGCCGAGCCCACGGUGGGCCCUGCUGCCGCCCCACCCGCUACGCCGAUGUGGCCUUCCUCGACGACCGCCACCGCUGGCAGCGGCUGCCCCAGCUCUCGGCGGCAGCCUGUGGCUGCGGCGGCUAAUGCCCGGCCUGGGGCCCUGCAGCCGCUGGAGGAGCUCAGCUGACUUAUUUAUUGGAGGCUUGGAUGCUGAGGCGAAGAGAAGGGGAGGUGGUUUGGGCCGCCAGCAAG